AUGCUCAUAGAACCUACGGUCCCUCCACGCGACGCCGUGCGCCGGAUCACGAAGUCCUCGCAGGACUGCGAGCCAGCAAGGGUCAUCAUGCAAAUCAAGCGAAAUGCGGACAUGCACCUCGCCCGCGUGCAGAGCGAGCAGGAUCGCAUACAGCAGAAGGUCAAAACCCUGAGAGCCAAGCACCAGCAAAAGUCCGACACCCUCCAGGAGCUAUGGGAGCAAAGAAAGCUACGCCAUCAGCAGGAGGUCGGCGAGCUGGAACUGGAGCUCGCGGGCCUGGAGGAUAAGUUUGAGGCGCGCUGGGCUGAGGAGGAGAAGGCCCUGCAAGAGGUCUUGGACAAGCAGGACAAGAGGGGCCAAGAGGCCAUCGCCGAGUUGGAAACCGAGCUCUUGCGACAGAGCGACCUGCUCCGCAACGAAGUGAGGUCUGCCGAGGAGGAGUCCAACACGCAGGCGGUGGACCUGAAGGAGGUGGGUGAAAGCAUGGAGCAGGAGCUGAAGGCUCGCAUGGAGGUGAAGAAGCAGGCGAUGGAGACGUCCUCCGACGCGGAGGUGCGCCGCUUCCGCGGCUAUCGUGAAGGCAACGAAAAGGCCGCAGAACAUUUGAUGGAAGAGGCCAAGAUAUUCCAGCAGGGCAUCAACUUCCUCCGAGAGACGUACAGCCGGACGCCGCGACUGCCGCGAAAGCACCCGGUCGCUGUGGCGCCGGUGGACGUGAACUCGCCUUACCGUCGGAAGGGUGAGAAGGCCGUUGUCACAUCUCGGGAUGCCGCCAACCGCCAGACUACCUAUACCUUUGCAGUGCUUCUCGGCUCUCGCGCAAGCUGCGAAGAGAUGAUCCUCCUGGUCACCUUGCUGCAGCUUCUCGGUUCAAACGUACAGAUCCCACUUUGGACCUUCGCGGCACCUACAACUGGUGGACGGCAGGUCCAGAGCCUGGAUGGGCAGUGGCGCUUCCAGCGUGAGAAGGUCACUCCACAGGUCUGCAAUGCCACGACUUUCCCGGAGCCUCUGACAGGUCAUUGCACCGGGCUUUUGAAGCAAGGGCGUCCCGAGGACGGGGGCCCUGGCAACGCGACUGCUUGCCGCGCCGCCUGCUGUGCCGAGUCGGCCUGCAAUGCCUGGCAGUGGCGCCCAGGAAGCUGCUGGCUAGGCUUCCUGGAUAUCCGUUCCAGUUGCACGGGCAGCGGCCAGUGGCAAGGCGAAGGCGACCCCAGCAGAAAGCCCCGGAAGAUGAUGCCCGGAUCUCCAUGCUGGGAGGACGGCUGCCGUUCGGACUUGGAUGACUCACAUUGGCGGGUGGUUGACGUGCCGCACGACUUCGUAGUGGAAGGCAACUUCACCCCAACCGCUGACAAGUCACACGGGUACCUGCCCUACGGCAUCGCCUGGUAUCGACGGAAGGUCUGCAUACCCGAAGCUGCAGACAUCGCCUCUGGCAAGAGGUACGCCUGGCUCGAGUUUGAGGGUGUCAUGGUUCGCAGCCAGGUGUGGCUGAAUGGCGUGUAUCUUGGUGGCCAUGGCUCCGGCUACACACCCUUCCUUGUAGACCUGGGCGUGGCCAAGCUGACGCCGGACUGCAGCAACGUGCUGGCAGUGCAUGCUGAUGCGACCUCCCCCGACGGGUGGUGGUACGAUGGCGGAGGCAUCUAUCGCCAUGUCUGGCUUACAGUCGCCGAUCCCGUGCACGUCGCCCCUUGGGGCGUCUACGCCCCGGCUCGGGUGUCAGUCCCACUGCGCGGGGCGGAAGCGAACGCAGAUGCGGAGGUGCACCCAAUUGUGGCGUUCCGGAACAAAAGGAAUGCGACAGAGAACUUGGAGGUGACUUGCACGGUGAAGACAUCCGGCGGCGCAGUUGUCGCGAGCCAGGUGUCUGCCGCCACGGCCGCUGGCAAUGCAACCACCGAGAUUAGCCUUCGGAGUCUGCAAAUGCCAGGAGCCUCUCUUUGGUCUCCUGCGCACCCUGCACUCUAUCGUCUUGAAGUCAGCAUCUCAAGCACCAGCUCACAGGACCAGGUGUCCGUGACGUUCGGCGUCCGAACUGUGGCCUGGGACCCCAACAAGGGGUUUGUCCUCAACGGCGUGCCCACGAAGAUUCUUGGGACAGCAAACCACCAGGACUUUGCGGCCGUGGGUGUGGCUGUUCCGGAUCACCUACAGGUUCACAGGCUCCGGAAGUUGAAAGAGUUUGGUGCCAACGGCUUUCGCACGGCGCACAAUCCCCACAACGAGGCUCUCCUCCAGGCAGCCGACGAGGAGGGCAUCCUGGUCUGGGCAGAGAACCACCGCAAUGGCCAGGAUGAGGAGAUGGAGGUCAUGAUCAAGCGAGACCGAAACCAUCCCAGCAUUGUGAUCUGGUCGAUCUGCAACGAGAACCUGUGCCACUCCGACGACGUCGUGGCGGACGCGAAGCGCCUCAAGGCGUUGGCUCAUCGCUUGGACCCACUGAUGGGGCGCCCAGUCUCUGCGAACUACAACGACUUCAACGGCAACCACACGCCCAUGGACGUGAUGGGCUUCGACUAUAGCCCAGAGACCUACGAUCGAUGGCAUGCGGCUGCGCCUGAGGUGCCUGCCAUCAGCAGUGAGACGUCCUCGGCGUAUUCGGACAGAGGCCUGGUGGCCAACGACCCGGCGGCGGGCCACGUGCGUGACUACGACACGGAGCAUCCCGGCUGGGGUGAGACGUCCCAGGUGGCUUGGCAAGCCAUCCUGAGUCGGUCUUUUGUGGCGGGCGGCUUCACGUGGACAGGUUGGGACUACAGGGGAGAGCCGACUCCCUACCAAUGGCCGGAUGUGAAUUCUCAUUUCGGCGUCCUGGAUAUGGCAGGCUUCUGGAAGCACCGUGCAUACUACUACAAGGCUUGCUGGACCCCGCCAAGCACAGAGUACAUUUUGCAUCUGCUUCCUCACUGGAACUGGGAAGAGCACCGCUGUGGGGAUGGCUGCCGGAGAGAUGCGGCAACGGGCGCGAUGCUUGUGACGGUCUGGGCGUACUCCAAUGCGGAGGAGGUUGAGCUGAUUCAUCCCAAUGGCACCUCCAUGGGCAAGAUCUCCGCCAGCCCAUGUUCCCAUGUAUCCUGGGAGGUGCCCUUCCUUGCGGGCCAACUCACGGCCAAGGGCUACGUCAAGGGCCAGGUGGUGCAGACAGCCGAAGUCCACACCACGGGUAGCCCUCAGUCACUUCGCCUCCGCAUCAAGGACGGUGUUGGUGAGAGCGGCGUGAUCGCAAAUGGCCAGGACGUCGCCUUACUUUCCGUUGACGUGCUCGAUGCCCAGGGCAGCAUCGUACCCACCGCUUCGGCGAUGGUCACUUUCGCCGUGGAGGGCGGUGCCAGGAUCCUUGGCACAGCAAACGGGGACCCGGCCAGUCUCGAGCUGAACACCUCUCCCCAGCGGCCUGCCUUCGGGGGCCGGCUCAUGGCCGUUCUUAGACCGACGGCGCCGGCGAGCGGCGCCAUCCGGGUGACGGCGUCAUCCCCUGGGCUCACGUCAGACAGCCUGCAGUUGAAGGUGCUUCCCAAGGCGCCAAAGGCCGCCAAGCACGGACAGCUGAUCGUCUAG
Molecule: messenger RNA, 3564 nt
Organism: Symbiodinium natans
Lineage: Eukaryota; Dinophyceae; Suessiales; Symbiodiniaceae
Source: the annotation of a GenBank genome assembly